Messenger RNA from Clarias gariepinus (North African catfish), 3271 nucleotides. RefSeq names its product potassium channel tetramerisation domain containing 12.2 (gene kctd12.2). NCBI's taxonomy places the organism in Eukaryota, Metazoa, Chordata, Actinopteri, Siluriformes, Clariidae. Gene Ontology annotation, molecular function: protein binding. The coding region runs from base 134 to 1012 and encodes 292 amino acids. The record is from RefSeq and is a predicted model, not a curated record. The transcript has a single exon. Gene Ontology annotation, cellular component: postsynaptic membrane; presynaptic membrane. Gene Ontology annotation, biological process: protein homooligomerization; regulation of G protein-coupled receptor signaling pathway.
ACAAACCAGAAAAGAUCUGCCCUCACUCUUCCAUUCACUCCGCUAACUUUGGGAGGAGAAGAUACAGUACAGCUGUGGUGGGGGGUUUCUGUCGAAGGCAGAUGUUGUAGCAGCAGCAGCGGCAGCAGCAGAAAUGGCACAAGCAAGCGAAAGGCGCGCGGAGAGCGCGAGCGCGUCCACAGCCGGGGCUUUCCCUGAGAUCAUCGAGCUGAACGUCGGCGGGCAGACCUACGUGACGCGCCACUCGACUUUACUCUCCGUGCCGAACUCUCUGCUCUGGAGCAUGUUUAAGGAUCACAGCGCGUCCCAGUUGACCCGGGACAGCAAAGGGCGCUACUUUAUCGACCGGGACGGGUUUCUGUUCCGCUACAUCCUGGACUACCUGCGCGACAAGAACCUCGCGCUGCCCGACUACUUCAAAGAGCGCGCGAGUUUGCAGAAGGAGGCUGAGUUUUUCCAGCUGCCCGAUCUGGCGCGACGUCUCCGACCUCCUCUGGUCAGCAAGGAGAACUCUAUCGGGGACGAGGCGUUCCACAGCGACCCGGAGGAGGCUCUCCCCGGUGCGAGCGCCAGCGCAAACACCGCCAGCAGCACCGCCAGCAGCACCGCCGCCGCCGCCAUCGGGCCGCGCUCCCCGUCCCUGGAGGCGCGCAAGUCCGGCUACAUCACCGUCGGCUACCGCGGCUCGUACACCAUCGGACGCGACAUCCAGAACGACGCCAAGUUCCGCCGCGUCGCCCGGAUUACCGUGUGCGGCAAGACCUCGCUCGCCAAGGAGGUGUUCGGGGAGACGCUGAACGAGAGCAGGGACCCCGACCGCCCCCCGGAGAGGUACACCUCCCGGUAUUACCUCAAGUACAACUUCCUGGAGCAGGCGUUCGACCGGCUGGCCGAGAUGGGCUUCCACAUGGUGGCGUGCAGCUCCACGGGCACGUGUGCCUACACCAGUAGCGACCCGAACGAGGACAAAAUCUGGACCAGUUACACCGAGUAUGUGUUCUGCAGAGAGUGAAUCACAGUGGACCCAAGUGGUUUUUUGUUUUUGUUUUGUUUUUUUGUGCCUAUUGCCUAUUUCCACCAGUUUAUAGCACAGCUACACGUAUACUUUCAAAAAAAAUAAAAAAUGCAGAAGGGUACUUUUCCUUUACUUUUCAGUGGAGUCGUACCAUCAAGUGUGCAUCUUGUACCUUUUUUAGUAUGUAUCUUUAACCUGUUGAGAAAGUGAAAGUGGUGCGCUUUAGGAGUAGAGUUUUAAGCAAACCCACAGAUGUCCAAUUGUAAAAAAAAAAAAAAAAAAUCCAUUUGGACAACUGGUGUUUUGCUUCAAGCGCAGCUCCUAAAGUAAGUAAAAAGUGAAUCGAUUUGCAUUUUUUUCCCUUGGUUUUUAUUAUUACCAUUAUUUUUAUAUAUAUAUGGUUGGAAAUCGUGCCUAUGUCCACCAGUUUAUAGCACAGCUACUGUACAUGUACUGUAUACUUUUCCCUGUCAGUGCAGUUGUACCAUCAAGUGUGCCUCUUUUACCUUUCAGUAUGUAUUUUUUACCUGGAAAAGAAAAAGAAAGUGAUGGACUUACAGUGAUGAAAAGAGUAGAGAUUUAAGCACACCUACAGAUGUCCAAUUUUAGUGAUAGUCUACUAAAACAAUGUUCUAUUUGGACAACUAGUGUUUGCUUAAAGCUCUACUCCUGAAGUGAGUAGACAGUGAAUCGAGUUUUUUUUUAUUAUUAUUAUUCAUGGUUGUAAACUAUAUACUUUCAUAUACUUUACGUACACUUUAAGAAAUGAAGGUACUUUUCCUUGGAAAAGUGGAGUGGCACCAUCAAGUGUGCAUCUUGUACCUUUAGUAUGUAGAAAGAAAAGUGAAUACGGUGCACUUUAGGAGUAGAGCUUUAAGCAAACCCACGGAUUUCCAAUGGGAAUGAUAUAAUAAGUGUAACAUUGCUUCAGUAGACUCACCAGACGUAAGCAACAGUAUAGUUUUAGAAAGUGUACAUUCAGAAAAAAUAAAAGCAAUACUAUAUUGUUUAUCUUUGGAAUUAUAGAACCACAAAAGUGUACAACUUGUACUUGUAGCAUGCACCACUCACCUAGGGAAGUGAAGUACCAGAGUGGUGUACCUGUCAAAUUCCUAUACUUUCUUUAAGCUGCUCCUGUCAAGGUGGGUUCCCACAACGGUUCGUGCCUGUUUGUGCCAGUAAGAUUUCAAAACUUUAUUUCUGCUCUCGUCAAGGGGCUCGCAACAGCUCACCAUGCCUGUUUGUGCCUGUAAAAUUCCUGUCAUUCCUUAAAUCCGAGGUUCUCGGGUCCAAUUCUUGGGAUCCACUAAAGCCAUGAUCCCCGCUUCUACAGAUUGACUUCCUUCUUGGGUCAAAAGUGAAAUAGGGAACCUUUAACCAUGAACCAUGCACAUAGAUGAUGCUUAGAAAUGAUUCCAGGCUCCUGUGUUCAAUACAACUAAACUCCAUUUACUAGGAUGCAUACUACUGGUACUAACGAUGUACAGUAUAUGUGUGUGUGUGUGUGUUUUUCCUUAGAGUGGGGAUUGUAUAUGAGUGACUUUAUCAGUCCAUACAGAUUAGCAUAAAGACGUAGCUCGUUUGUCAGAAGUUUAAUGAUUAGCAAGCGUCUGCAGCCUUCGGCUCUCGCGUUAUUAAGGUUAAACGAUUCAGGGAUUGUUAAGAAUGCAGUGUAAAGUCUCAGUCAGGUUUUCAUAACACGUGCACACAGGCAUGUCCAGACCGAAGUGGUUUGGUUUGUCUGGGCAUGUACAGGGAAUCCAAUCUGUCCUGUUUGAGGAGAAAUAUGAGUGAAAUGUGCAGAUCUGUGUCCUGAUGAUGGAGGACACGGAGGACGUUGUUCGUCUUUACCCUCACUGCCAUUCCAUCUUAACAUCCCACUGACUGCUUUCCCGGUCGUUGUCCUUUUCUAAUCUCUCCCACUGGACAUGUUUUUUUUCCGAGUGGCGCUCGUCACUGUCUCAUGGUGUUUUUCGUUAACCAGACAGAGGUUCAGUUUCCUGUGUGAUGUAAACAGUUCUUCUAGCUCACAUGAAACUUGUGCUCUAUCAGAUAGCAAUAGGACCCUAAACAUGUUCCUGUUUCUGUAUUAAACACAAUCUCACACUCUGAAGUUCAAUUUUUCCCGUCUGAACUAAAUGAUUAACUGAGUGAAUUGUUUCCUUUGCACUUGUGUAUAUACAGUAUAUAUAUACGACAUUCUUCAUGGUUUUCUUGUAUGACUGAAACAAUAAAGUAAAUAUCCAAAGAUGUUUA